CUUUUCGCCAGGGUCCUCUCCGCAAUUGUGUCGUAACGCAGCAGCUGCUUGCUUCUUCGUCUUGGCUAGGGUUUCGAUUCCGAGCAGAGGAGAGGAGGAGGAGGUGAGAGAUGACGACGGCGGCGCGGCCGACGUGGGCGCCGGCUAAGGGCGGUAACGAGCAGGGGGGCACCCGCAUCUUCGGCCCUUCCCAGAAGUUCUCCUCCCGCGACCUCGCCGCCCACACCUCCCUCAAGCCCAGAAAAGAGGGCCAGCAGACCCAAGAUGAGCUACAGAAGAGGAACCUCAGGGAGGAGCUUGAGGAUCGUGAACGCAAGCACUACUCUUCCAAGGAUAAGUCCUAUGCUGAAGAGAGAGAUCAGCGGAAAAGUUCAAGUCAGCUACUCUUAGAAGGUUCAAAGAGAGAGGCUGAGGAUAAGAUAGUUCCACGAGAAAUUGAUGCAGAUGACUCCGACUUGGAGCCUAAAAGUGAUGAUGAAAGUGAUGAAGAUGACGACGACGAUGAUGACACUGAAGCUCUGAUGGCUGAGCUUGAGAGGAUCAAGAAGGAAAGAGCCGAGGAGAAGUUUAGAAAGGAGCGUCAACAAGCGGAAGAGGAGGCCAAGAUGAAGGAGGCUGAACUGAUGCGAGGAAACCCAUUGAUCAAUGUUAACAAUCCUGGCUCCUUCAGUAUUAAGAGAAGGUGGGAUGAUGAUGUCGUGUUCAAGAACCAGGCACGUGGAGAGGCUAAGACUCCAAAACGGUUCAUUAACGACACCAUCAGAAGUGAUUUCCACCGCAAGUUUCUGCAGAGGUACAUGAAAUGAUGCUGCUGUGACACGCUGUAUGUGGCCUGGCAGCGUAUGCCGUGGCUUCCUGGGUUGAGCUUGCUGAUGUUUCUGUAUGAGUGGAAGACCAGUCUGUAAUCUGUAUGUGACAUGACUAUAACAUCUGAAUUAUUUCUAUGAUACUUUUACCCCGUUCCAGAAAAAAAAUCAGUGUGCUUUGUAUAA
Molecule: messenger RNA, 992 nt
Organism: Phragmites australis (common reed)
Lineage: Eukaryota; Viridiplantae; Streptophyta; Magnoliopsida; Poales; Poaceae
Exons: 7
Coding region: 111-806 (231 amino acids)
Biological process (GO): mRNA cis splicing, via spliceosome
Cellular component (GO): catalytic step 2 spliceosome
Molecular function (GO): RNA binding
Source: RefSeq, a predicted model, not a curated record